This is a messenger RNA of Rotaria socialis, 1203 nucleotides long. Lineage: Eukaryota; Metazoa; Rotifera; Eurotatoria; Philodinida; Philodinidae. The record is from the annotation of a GenBank genome assembly.
AUGACAAGGCUUCUUCUUGUCAAAUCAGGUGCUUAUGAAUUAGGAGAAAUUAUUGGACAAGGUGCUUAUGGUUGUGUAUUUAAAAGUCGAAAUGUAGCUACCAAUGAAACGGUUGCUAUAAAAAAGAUGAGUAUGUUACGUACUCGCGAUGGUUUACCAACGUCUGUAAUUCGAGAAGCUGCUUUAUUAAAGCGUGUUGGCAAAGUUGAUAGUGAUAAUUUGAUUAAACUAAAGGAAGUUUUCAGUGAACAGCCAAGUGUUGAUCGACAGAAUAUUUAUUUUAUUUUUGAAUAUGUCGAACGUGAUCUUGAACGUUAUCUCAAAAUGCAUAGUCCUUUAGAUAUUAAUCAAAUUCGAAAUUUUGCUCAACAAUUAUUAACAGCUGUAUCGGUUCUUCAUAGUCAUUCUAUUUUUCAUCGUGAUAUUAAACCUCAAAAUAUUCUCGUUACUAAUACUGGCAUAUUGAAAUUGGCUGACUUUGGUCUUGCUCGCGAAUAUCAUGAACAUAAAGUGUUUACUACAGUUGUUGUCACAAUGUGGUAUCGAGCACCGGAAAUUCUUUUAUCAUCACCUUAUUGUACAUCUGCUGAUAUGUGGAGUGUUGGAUGUAUUCUUGGUGAAAUGGCACUAGGUCGGCCGUUGUUUGCUGCUAAAUCAGAAGCUCGUCAAUUACGUCGUAUAAUUGUUUUGAUGGGUUUACCGAAUGAAGAUGAAUGGCCACAAGAUUCUCCAAUUAGUAGAGAAGCUUUCGAAGAUUAUUCUCAACCGAUUAUUACAUUAGAACGACUCAUUCGUUUUCAAGAUAGUUGUGCUUUUGAUCUACUUCGAUCACUGCUAGCAUUUAAACAAAGCCUUCGUCCAACAGCAAUACGAGCUCUUGAACAUAAUUUCUUUCGUCGAGUUGAUCAUACGCCAUGUACAGUAAUGUGGUCUUCCACUGAUAUAGCCGAAGCUGCUGCUGCUGUACCCAAUCUAGAUGCAUUUACAGACGAUAAUUUUGGAUUUAAUAGUGAUGAUGAUCAAAAAAUUGAAAAUGUUCGUUCAAGAAAAAAUUCUAUUGAUGCAGGUUAUUAUUAUCAAUCGUGGUUGUCUCCCGGUGACGAUCAACAUAUGUUAACAGGAGAUAGCCAUAUAAGCAGUACCGCUGGUGAUGUACCUCAAUCGCCUAUUGAUAUUGUUUCAUGGUGGUCCGAUAGUCCAUAA